AUGAAAGCAUUAGAAGAUCUUUACACUCGGUAUGACGACUCUGUGCGGAAUUUGGUUGGAGGUGUGGUACAAUUCACAUACGGUGAUGACAGAUUAGAUCCAACGUAUCUUGAAGGAGAUGGAGAACCGGUUGAAUUCGCUCAAACAUGGCGUCAUUCCAAGCCUCGGUUCGCCAAAGCUUGUACAACCCAAUUCACAGAUUCAGUUUUGAAUUUCAUUACCAACUCAGUAGCCAAACAAGCAGCUACUUAUCGAGCGAGUUAUGGAAUGUAUGAUUGGGAUGAGGAGACUGAUCUAUCAGCUGGAGUUACCGAUGCAAGUGAGAAGAUAGUUGCAAACAAGACACAGGUGACACUCAAGCAAAUCGAUACCUUCCUAGACUAUUGUUGGGUCAAAUACGUCAAGGCAAAAUUGGAGCCUGGCACAGCAGUUGGUGCAGUUGGUGCACAAUCCAUUGAAGAACCAGGAACACAGAUGACUUUGAAGACUUUCCAUUUUGCUGGUGUUGCUUCUUCAAGAAAAGAAAAGUUCAGUUAG
Molecule: messenger RNA, 537 nt
Organism: Melampsora larici-populina 98AG31
Lineage: Eukaryota; Fungi; Basidiomycota; Pucciniomycetes; Pucciniales; Melampsoraceae
Exons: 4
Coding region: 1-537 (178 amino acids)
Biological process (GO): DNA-templated transcription
Molecular function (GO): DNA binding; DNA-directed RNA polymerase activity
Source: RefSeq, a predicted model, not a curated record